Messenger RNA from Acanthosepion pharaonis, 453 nucleotides. Lineage: Eukaryota; Metazoa; Mollusca; Cephalopoda; Sepiida; Sepiidae. The record is from the annotation of a GenBank genome assembly.
AUGUCUCUCCUCAUAUGCACAGAAGCUAGCUUCUAUUUCCCGUGUCUCUCUGGACAUUUCACACGUCACGAAAAAAUCUCUACAAUGAACCAUUUCAUCUAUCUAUCUAUCUAUCUAUCUAUCUAUCUAUCUAUCUAUCUAUCUAUCUAUCUAUCUUCUUAUUCAUAUUUAUCUAUCAAUCUAUCAAUCUUAUUCUCUUCAUAUUUAUCUAUCUAUCAAUCUAUCUAUCUUAUUCUCUUCAUAUCUAUCUAUCUAUCUAUCUAUCUAUCUAUCUAUCUAUCUAUCUAUCUUAUUCUCUUCAUAUUUACCUAUCAAUCUAUCUUAUUCUCUUCAUAUCUAUCUAUCUAUCUAUCAAUCUAUCUAUCUAUCUUAUUCUCUUCAUUAUCUAUCUAUCUAUCUAUCUAUCUAUCUAUCUUAUUCUCUUCAUAUUUAUCUAUCUAUCAAUCUAUCUGA